This is a messenger RNA of Trifolium pratense (red clover), 3698 nucleotides long. RefSeq lists its product as uncharacterized. The transcript has 4 exons. Lineage: Eukaryota; Viridiplantae; Streptophyta; Magnoliopsida; Fabales; Fabaceae. The record is from RefSeq and is a predicted model, not a curated record. Bases 1798 to 2907 code for a protein of 369 amino acids.
AUUAUAGGAGAAAAAAAAAGUGAAACCCUUCCCUCUUCUUUCUUUCUGCGUACUCUCUCUCUCUCUCUCUCUGUGACCGUUCGCGCUCUCUUCUUCUUCACUUCAUCGCCUUCAACAUCUCUAAAACACACUAAUAAUCAGAAAUCACUCUCAUAUCCCCUCUACGAAACGAGACGACACCCUCUCCAUUUGAGACCGUUCACUUGCGGCGACGGCGAACUGCGAGUUGCAACCCCUUUUCCCUAUCCGUGACACUUUUCUGUUUUUAGAAAAAUAAGAAUGAAGAAUGGAAAAAUUCAUCAUUUCUUUAAGAGGAAAGCUUGUGAGAAUGAUUCUACAUCUGAACCUUUUAAAGUUUCAAGAAUCGAAGAAGUGACAACUACUACUCCACAACAAGUUGAAGUUGCAUCAAUUGAAGAAGUGACAACUGCUACCUCUCAACAUGUUGAAGUUGCAUCAAUUGAAGAAGUGAGAGAUAUCCUUUUUCCGGUAAAGAGGAUCAUCCAAGACGGUUUCAAGAGACUUGGUUUGAAAUCUUUUAUUCAUGGCUAGAAUAUUCACCUUCAAAGGAUGCCGCAUAUUUCUUACCAUGUUAUCUUUUUAGCAAAGGACCAAGUGGAAAUUCUGGAUCAGAUGCCUUUAUUACUACAUGUUUUAGAGGUUGGAAAAAGUGAGAGAUGGAAAGAAUUGUGCAUUUCUUAGGCAUAUAGGGAAGGAUCUUCGAUCGUCACACAACAAUGCAAUGAAAUCUUUAUCAAGACUUGUUGAAUCAAAAGGCAAAUAUUGAGAAUGUUUUCCUUAAACAAAGCUCAAGUCAAAUUAAGAAGAAUUGACUAUGUCUCAAGGCUUCAGUUGACUCUAUUCGUUGGUUGACACUUCAAGCUUGUGCUCUUAGAGGCCAUGACGAAUCUAGCUACUCAAAAAACCAAGGUAAUUUUCUUGAGAUGGUAAAACUUUUGGCAUCUUAUAAUGAUGAAGUAGCAAAAACUGUGUGGGAUAAUGCUCCACAAAAUGGUAAAUAUACUUCACAUAAAUGCUCCACAAAAUUACAAGAGGUGAAUAGCAGAUUCAGUGAGCAAGCAAUGAAUUCAUUAACUCUAAGUUGUGCUUUGAAUCCUAAGGGUGGUUAUAGAGCUUUUAACAUUGAUACUAUUUGCACUCUAGUUGAAACAUAUUAUCCUAUGGAUUUCUAUGAGCAAGAUAAGAUCACUUUUCCAUUUCAGCUUCCACUAUUUCUUGUUGAUGCCCGUCAAUCAACAGAUUUGAAGAAUUUAUCAACUGUUCAAAUAUUAUGUUCGUGUUUGGUUGCAACUAAUAGGGAUAAAGUUUACUUCUUGAUUGAUAGACUGCUCCGUCUUAUCAUGACUCUUCCAGUUUCUACUGCCACAACAGAGAGGUCUUUUUCGGCAAUGAAAAUCAUCAAGACAAAGUUGCAAAACAAGAUGAGAGGUCGGUUUCUAGCAUAUAGCAUGUUUACAUUGAAAGAGAUAUUACUGCAAGUAUUAGUUCAGAUUCUAUUAUUGACGAUUUCAAGUCGCUCAAUUUACAUAGAGUGGCAUUUUAAGAAUUAGAGGACUUGCUGUGAUUUCUAGAAGCUUAGAGAUUUUUUCGCAGAAGAUUCGGGGUUUUGAAGUUAUUAAGAUGUGGGUUUUUGAUUGUCAUGGACGAAUCACAAGCAGUAUGUGAAUUCAAACUAUGUAUAAACCUUUAAGGCACCCACAGAUGGAGAACUGCUGAUGUUAUAUUACAUCGAAGUACUGAGAGUAGAGGAGAUUAUCAAGAAAGCAGGUGAGAGAAAUGGAGUGCAAUAAGGACGAGGCUACCAGAGCUAAAGAAAUUGCUGAGAGGAAGUUCAUUGCAAAGGACAUAUCGGGAGCAAAGAAGUUUGCUUUGAAAGCCCAAAAUUUAUAUCCUUCCCUUGAGGGUAUUCCUCAACUGAUAGCAAAAAUUGACGUGUAUAUUUCUGCUGAGAAUAAAGUAAAAGGAGAAGCAGAUUUGUAUGGUAUACUUGGUGUGGACCCGCGUGCCGACGAUGAUACGGUCAGGAAACAUUAUAGGAAGCUAGCUCUCAUGCUUCACCCAGACAAGAACAAGUCUGUCGGAGCCGAUUGGGCCUUUAAACAUGUUUCAGAGGCGUGGAGUAUACUGUCCGAUAAGGCAAGAAGGGCAGCUUAUGAUGAAAAGAUAAAUGCAAAAGCACAGAAAGGCUCAACCAUUUUUGGCGGUUCAUCAGCAAACGCGGUGGCAAAUGGGGCUAAAGAACAAAGUUCAUGUUCUAUCCAUAAAUCCAAAUCCACAUUUUGGACUACUUGCAUUGGAUGUAAAAUGCAAUACGAGUAUCCAAGAAUGUACAUAAACCUGAAACUCGCGUGCCCUAACUGCCAUGAAAUAUUUUUGGCACUAAAAACCAAUACGCCUCCUGCUAGUUGUAUCAGACCUGGGGCUCCGUUGAAUUUUAAUCCAAAGCCCGAUCACCAAGGACCUCAUAAAAGCAAAUCUAAUGCUGGAAAGAACAACAUGGCAGCUCCAAAUGUUGGAGCAGGGUCUAACAAGAAUAGUUUCCAGUGGGCUCCAUUCUCAAACUCUGGCAUUUCUAAUGUGGCUCAAGCUGCAAAUGUGGUUCAGCAGGCAUAUCAUAAGGUGAAGCGAGAUCGUGAGGAGGCACAAGCCACUACUGAAAAGGAAGAGGCUUUAAGAAGGAAGCAGAAUGUUUCCAAAAAAGGUUACGGUAAAGGUAAUCGAGCUAAGAGGAAAAGAAGGGGCAUGGAGGGAAAUGGAGCAUCUAACUCUACUAGAGAUCUCUCCGCCAUUGAACUUCAGAAUCUUCUUAUCGAGAAAGCAAGAAAAGAAAUUAGGAAGCAACUCAACGAGUUUCAGUCAAAUACUGUCGAUAAAUCAGUGGCGUAAAAGAGUGGAGAUUGCUUCCAGAAAGAAUGAGGCUAUAAAUUCCGCAAAUUGUUCCAUAUUUGAACUUUGAAGUUUGUCAAAGCAGAUCUCUGCAAUUUGGACAAGGGUCUUGCUAUCGUUUUAAGUCUUAUUUAUUUUAUUUUAUUCCUUCAUAUGUUUCUGUUUCUUAGCUCUGUGAUUUAUAGGAGGACUUUUACCUUCAAAAUUAUGAAACUAUCUGCAUGAUUAUAAAACAUAUGUUAUGUAACUACAUAUGAAUGUUAAAUAGUUACCUAUACAAUUAUGAAACUAUCUGCAUGAUUAAGAAACAUAUGUUUCUGUCUCUUUAAUAGUAUUUCUUGUGAUUAUUAAACUAUCUGCAUGAUUUACUUCCUUUGUUUCAAUUUCAAGCAUGUUAGGUAACUACAUAUGAAUGUUAAAUUGUGAACAACUUUAAAUGCAAAAUCUAUUUAAAUAUAUUCUCAUAAAAAAUCAAUUAAUUAAGUGGUUUAUCCUUUUGCUACGACUUUUUUUUAGAUAAUAAAAUUUUAAAAAAUGUUUAAAAGUUAGAAAUAUUUCAAUUAGCUUCUCAUAAAAUUUAUUUUCGAGAGAUAUAUUUUUGAAAAAUGUGAUUUUUGUUGUGAUAAUUUUUUUUUUCUUUCUUUUCACUAAGUUAAGUGAACAACGGGCAUCAUAUGAUAUGUAGAAAUACCAAAAAAGUUGGCACGCCCAGAGACCCUCAUUGACAUUAUCUACCAUAUUCUCGUAAUAAUAUAUAAUAUAAAAAAGAAAAUUUACAAAAGAAAUAAAAA